Cariama cristata (Red-legged seriema) is the source of this 1524-nucleotide messenger RNA. Its product is annotated as cytochrome P450 4B1-like. NCBI's taxonomy places the organism in Eukaryota, Metazoa, Chordata, Aves, Cariamiformes, Cariamidae. Gene Ontology annotation, molecular function: oxidoreductase activity, acting on paired donors, with incorporation or reduction of molecular oxygen; monooxygenase activity; iron ion binding. The record is from RefSeq and is a predicted model, not a curated record. The transcript has 12 exons. Bases 1 to 1524 code for a protein of 507 amino acids.
AUGAAGCUCUCCUGGCUGGGCGUGGAUGUCUCCCGGGUGUUGCAUUUGGCUGCUGUCUUCUGCCUGACCUGCGUGCUGCUGAAGGCCAUCCCGCUGUACCACCGCCGGCGGGAGCUGCUCAGGGCGCUGGCCGACUUCCCCGGCCACCCGACCCACUGGCUCUUCGGCCACGUCCGUGAGUUUCUCACGGAGGAAGAGGUGCUGGACAAGGUGGAGAUCUGGGCACAGAAGUACCUAUACGCUCACCCUCUCUGGUUCGGGAGUUUCUCAGCAUUCCUGGUUGUCACCGAUCCCGACUAUGCCAAGGCUCUGUUGGCCAGAGCAGAUCCCAAGGAUAACAUCAGCUAUAAACACCUUGUCCCAUGGAUCGGGAACGGGUUGCUGAUCUUACAUGGGCCAAAAUGGCACCAACAUCGAAAACUCCUGACUCCGGGAUUUCAUUAUGACGUCUUGAAACCGUACGUGGCCCUGAUGGCAGAGUCUACUAACGUGAUGCUGGAUAAAUGGGAACAGCUGAUCACAGAUGGGAAACCAGUGGAGCUCUUUGAACACGUCAGCUUGAUGACUCUCGACAGCAUCAUGAAAUGUGCCUUCAGUUGUCACAGCAACUGCCAGACCAACAGGAAAAACACCUACAUCCAGGCUGUCUACAACCUAUGCCACAUGGUACACCAGCGCCUCCGCAUCUUCCCCUACCACAAUGACAUCAUUUACUGGCUCAGCCCUCACGGAUUUCGGUUCAGGAAGAUCUGCCAGCUCGCUCACGACCAUACAGACAAGGUGAUCCAUGAGCGAAAGGAGUCCCUUAAAGAUGAACGAGAAUUUGAAAAGAUCCAGAAUAAGAGACAUUUGGACUUCUUGGACAUUCUACUGUGCGCCAAAGAUGAGAAUGGAGCUGGACUAUCUGAUGAGGACCUGCGUGCCGAGGUAGACACGUUCAUGUUUGAGGGCCACGAUACAACGGCCAGCGGGAUCUCCUGGCUCUUGUACUGCCUGGCGUCACACCCUGAGCACCAGGCACGGUGCCGGGAGGAGAUCCAGGGGAUUCUGGGGCACCGGGAGACGCUUCAGUGGGAGGACCUGGGCAAGAUGACUUACAGCACCAUGUGCAUCAAGGAGAGCCUUCGCCUUUACCCACCAGUACCCGGCGUGUCCCGGCAGCUCAGCAAACCCAUCACCUUCCCCGAUGGACGCACUUUGCCAGAAGGCAGCAUCGCCGCAAUAAGCAUUUAUCUCAUUCACAGAAACCCUGCAGUAUGGAAAGACCCUUUGGUGUUUGACCCUUUGAGGUUUUCCCCGGAGAAUGUCACUGGCAGACAUUCUCACGCCUUUCUGCCUUUUUCUGCUGGAAUGAGGAACUGCAUCGGGCAGCAGUUUGCCAUGAAUGAGAUGAAGGUGGCACUGGCCCUGACCCUGCUCCGCUUCGAGCUCUCACCUGACCCUGCGAAGCCUCCCUGCAAAAUACCUCAAAUCAUCCUUCGCUCCAAGAAUGGGAUUCACUUGUAUCUAAAGAAAAUCCGCUGA